Messenger RNA from Etheostoma spectabile (orangethroat darter), 3961 nucleotides. Its product is annotated as RAC-beta serine/threonine-protein kinase. The transcript is spliced from 14 exons. The coding region runs from base 387 to 1829 and encodes 480 amino acids. Gene Ontology annotation, biological process: protein phosphorylation. Lineage: Eukaryota; Metazoa; Chordata; Actinopteri; Perciformes; Percidae. Gene Ontology annotation, molecular function: ATP binding; protein serine/threonine kinase activity. The record is from RefSeq and is a predicted model, not a curated record.
UGAAAACCCUGUGAAAUCCUACAGAGAACCCACCUGGGACCAUUAAAGCUGUUCUAGAAUUCAUCAACACAACAGAAGUUUUCUAUGGAAACAGGAUACUAAAUGGUAGUAUAUAUUUUGCCCUGUGGGUGGCAACAUUGUGCCGUAAAGGCAUCUAGACUGACGGAAAUUAGAAGAAGAAGAAGAUUCCGUGGUGUUUUUUUGGAUUGAUUGCUCUGGAUCUAGCUAGCCUGUCAAAACUGCAUUCAAACGAGAGCAACGUGGGAUAAACAGGUGCUGUUCUGGUUUGAUAACUGUAACGAAGACUUGAACAGGCCAAGCGAGAAAUCUACUGUUCCCCUUCCCGACCUUCUGUUCCUGACCCUCUCUGAAACACAUCUUUCACCAUGAAUGAAGUUAAUAUAGUCAGAGAGGGCUGGCUUCACAAAAGAGGUGAAUAUAUCAAAACAUGGAGGCCCAGGUACUUUAUCCUGAAGAGUGAUGGUUCCUUCAUUGGCUACAAGGAGAAGCCUGAUCUAAACGAGCAGACUUCACCACCACUCAACAACUUCUCUGUGGCAGAGUGCCAGUUAAUGAAGACUGAAAGACCCCGGCCCAACACAUUCGUCAUUCGUUGCCUACAGUGGACCACUGUCAUUGAACGCACCUUUCACGUGGACAGCAAUGAGGAGAGAGAGGAGUGGAUGCGAGCAAUCCAGUCAGUGGCAAAUAGUUUGAAGAUGCGGGAACAAGAGGAGGAUGAACCAAUGGAUAUGUUCGGCUCACCCAGCGAAAGCAGCCUGGAGGAGAUGGAGGUGUUGAUGUCCAAGAACCGCUCAAAAGUGACAAUGAGUGACUUUGAGUACCUGAAGCUGCUUGGAAAGGGGACAUUUGGGAAGGUGAUUCUGGUCAAAGAGAAGUCGACCGGAGUACAUUAUGCCAUGAAAAUACUGCGCAAAGAGGUCAUCAUAGCCAAGGAUGAGGUGGCCCAUACAGUUACAGAGAGCAGAGUGUUACAAAACACACGACACCCCUUCCUCACGACACUGAAGUAUGCCUUCCAAACCCACGAUCGACUUUGUUUUGUAAUGGAAUAUGCCAAUGGAGGCGAGCUCUUCUUCCACCUGUCACGAGAACGAGUGUUCACAGAAGACCGGGCACGCUUCUAUGGUGCUGAGAUUGUGUCGGCGCUCGAGUACCUCCACUCACGUGACGUUGUUUAUCGUGAUCUAAAGCUGGAGAAUCUGAUGCUGGAUAAAGACGGCCACAUCAAAAUCACUGACUUUGGCCUUUGUAAGGAGGGCAUUACCCCUGACGCUACCAUGAAAACCUUCUGUGGUACUCCUGAAUAUCUGGCACCUGAGGUCCUAGAAGAUAAUGACUAUGGCCGGGCGGUGGACUGGUGGGGUCUGGGUGUUGUUAUGUAUGAGAUGAUGUGCGGCCGUCUCCCUUUCUACAAUCAAGACCAUGAGCGUUUGUUUGAGCUCAUCCUCAUGGAAGAAAUCCGCUUCCCCAGGAACCUGUCGCCCGAGGCCAAGUCCCUGUUGGCUGGCCUGCUCAAGAAAGACCCCAAACAAAGGUUGGGUGGAGGUCCUACUGAUGCCAAAGAAGUAAUGAGUCACAAAUUUUUUAUCAUCAUCAACUGGCAGGAUGUGGUACAAAAGAAGCUUACCCCACUGUUCAAACCACAAGUGACAUCAGAGACAGACACCCGGUACUUUGAUGAUGAGUUCACAGCACAGACCAUCACGCUCACUCCUCCAGAUAAGUAUAACAGUCUGGACUGUGAGGACCCUGGCCAGCAAGCGCAUUUCCCACAGUUCUCCUACUCUGCUAGCAUAAGAGAGUGAUAGCAUCUCUGCUACACACACACACACAAACACACAACAAAACAAAUGAGGCAUGAACACCUUGGCCACAUCCUUACAGCUAUAAAAUGAUCAGAACCUCCAUCUUUAAUGAGGUUUAGUUCAUCAGCAUCAAAGUGCCUCAGCUAGCGUCCAUAUUGUUUUAUAGAAGCCCCUUCUGUCAACACUACGGGCAAAGCCUCCACAUACUGACUGUACUGUAUCAAACGGGACUUCAAGACCUCACAAAGUCAUCAGCACAACUGAAAAACAACUGUCUGAACCAUCUUUGGAUGGCCUUUAACUACUGCUGCUUUUCAAUAUAAACCGUUCAUUUUUAGCACUCUUUUAAUGGCCUUCAUGAACAGUUUCUUUCAUGAUGUUUCCAAGUGCUCUUCUUCAAACUAGCUGUUACAACUGGUGAUAGACAGGUUUGUAUAUGAGAAAGUUGCGGGGCAGUUUGUUGGGUGUUUCUAUUAGGUGUGUGUGGAUCUUUUUUCUCUCUUUCUUUUUUUUGAGAAAAAGGAGGGCAUCAAGUCCAAACUGGAUGCCAUCAGUUGAUAAAGAGGUGUUUUAUGGGUCUUAAUACAACACCUGCCCAACAUGCAUUAACAGAUUAAUUGAUAAUUCAUGAUUAUCAAAGUGUCUCCACGGGGAAAAGCUUUGAGUAGAAGAUGAGGUGUUGGCGAUAGAGGCUGCCCUUUAACUGUAUGCAAUGAAAACACAUCACUUGUUUAUUAGUUUGCUCUCAUCUCAAACUUUGAUCAUGUGACACAUCCAUUAAUGGAAAUUGGGAAUACCUUUAUGCACAAGGUGUAUGUUAUUUUUUAAGACUUAAUUCUAACACAUUUUUUUAAAUCUUUUUUGAUCAGCAAAAUAUACACCAUGUGAUUUAGGCGGAUUAAUAAGCACUUAGUGAUUUAAAGCAGACCUCGUUUUUCUCAGAUGGACCAUGUUUAUAAUGUAACUUAAAGCAUCCUGGAUUGAUGUCGGUGCUUAUUGUUUUUUAACAUCUCAUGGAUAUGUGUAUGUUGCACUGAGUAUCAAAAACUGUGAGAUACCAGAAACUGGUAUCAAAUAUCUGGUCAGAUUUGUUGUCUUCUAACCUUCUGUGGUCAGAUUUACAUUAACCAUUGGUUCUAGAGUGGAUGCAUGUGUUUCAAAAAUAUUUAACAUUGGAGAACUUUUACUUUGGUUAAAUGAGAUAUAAAAUGUAGAAACCCUCAAAGUAAGGUUUAAAAAGUAUUGUAUCUGUAUUGAAACUUAGGUGUUUUAUCACACUAUUGGGGAAAAAAGCACCAAACCGAAUUCUAGCACUUUCAGAGUUCAUGUUCAUAUUUUGAGUGUCAUCUUUUCUUAGCAUUCAAAGCUAAUUCUGUAAUAUUUCCAAUUCACUUAUACCUAUGUUAUAACAUAUAUUAGUAGCCUUUCUAUGAAAGUAGUCUUUCCUCAGAUCACAAUUCACCAUUUUAAACUUUACCUGCUUGAUAAUUAAAAAGUUUGAAGUUAUGGAUGAAAAUCCACUUGUUUUAAUGUUCUCCUGGCUAUUCUUACUAUGUUCGAGUGCAUCUACACCACUGCUGGUUUGAAGACUUGACUGUUCCAGUAGAUUUGAUUAAACAUAAAUUAGCUGGAGAGCUAUCCUCUAGAAAUCUAGGAAUCCUCUAGGAAGCUGUGAAUAUCAUGAACAUGGUCCAUUGUGAGAUUUUUUUCAUUUGAGUGCAAUGGAGACUUGCAGGGAUGUAUUUUUUUUAUUAUUUUCAACUCUUCCCAUCUAUUGUAAAAUGCACCCAACAUUGUAUUGGUGCAAUGUUGUUUAGGCACUGGUAAUAAAUGCAGAACUUGUGCAGAAAACCUGCUCAACUUCCCGUUACACACAGAGCCUUCUAUCACCUCUGUUGUUUGAAAGAAAAAAAGAAAAAAUCAAUUUGUUUUUCCGGUUUACUCCUCAACUUGCUGUUUUCCCCUCAUCCUUCCUGUACCCUGAACCUCAUUAGCAGAUUAAGACAAGUCAUAAUAGUUGAAAGGAGAUGUAAGUUUUCAGUUACAUUUUCAAUUCAAACAACGGAUUUCUAUUUGUCUUUGAAUGUAAUUUUGAAAGACAGUGAUCCAAUACACAUUUUUAACUGCCUUAA